UGCAUGUCUUCCUGUUAUGCGAGCAAUCAGAAAGUACGUAGUAAAUCAGCCUGUGCACUUUGGACAACUUAAAAGUUUAUUGCACAAUUUCUGCAAAAACUUUGCAGGUUUCUUUUAGCGAAAGAACAUCUAGGUAGAGCCCACAACGACAAGGACUUGCCUCUAACAAAACCUCUUCAAUAAUUGUGGCAAACCAAAUUUGCAAAUUAAGGUGACAGAAAACUUGUCAAUCCAUUCUGUGUUUGUUGGAAGACCUGCCCACAAAUGAGUUACUAUUAAAGAAGCCUACACUUCUUGUUGCAUAUUUUCUUCUAAAACGAACGGCAAUAAAACACCCUACAGCAGAUACAGCAGACAGGCAUCAGGGUAGAAACCAAUGACAGCCUAAACAAAGAUGAGAAACGAUUAUGAAGAAAGCCAGAUGGAUAAAAGCAAGUCCUAUGUCCAAAUUAAUCUACAAAGGAAACAAAAGACCUCAAUAAAAAUUUGGACGUAUUUAAAAACAUCAUUAAAGAAGAAAUGUACCUGCACUACUACCAGGGCAAAGAAGUCAUUCAUUGGAUUUUUUCCUGUGAUACAAUGGCUUCCAAAAUACAACUUUAAAGAAAACACAUGGGGGGAUAUCAUGUCGGGUCUAAUAAUUGGCAUCAUAUUAGUGCCUCAAGCCAUAGCCUACUCACUUCUUGCAGGUCUAAAACCUAUUUACAGCCUGUAUACAUCUUUUUUUGCAAAUUUAAUUUAUUUCAUAAUGGGAACCUCUCGCCAUGUGUCAGUAGGCAUUUUCAGUUUGUUAAGUUUGAUGGUUGGUCAGGUGGUGGAUCGAGAAGUACUAUUGGCUGGUUUUGACCUGGAUGAUGACGUUGCCCAUAAAGUACAUGGUUUGAACGAAAGUGACAUAAUGGGAAUCACAAGUGUUAACAUCAGUUUGGGAGUGGUGGAUCUGGAAUGUGGAAAAGAAUGCUAUGCAAUCAGUAUUGCAGCGGCACUGACAUUUAUUGCUGGGAUUUAUCAGCUUCUGAUGGGUAUAUUUCGCUUGGGUUUCCUGUCUGUGUAUCUCUCAGAGCCCAUGCUGGAUGGAUUUGCAACUGGAGCUUCCCUGACAAUAUUAACAGCCCAAGUGAAGUACCUUCUUGGAAUAAAAAUCCCACGCAGUCCAGGUGUAGGAAUGCUAGUAAUAACAUGGAUUAAUAUAUUUAAAAAUAUUCAUCAUACAAAUGUUUGUGAUGUCAUUACAAGCGCUAUUUGUAUUUCUGUAAUGGUUGCUGCUAAGGAACUAGGAGAUCGUUACAAAGACAAAAUUAAGAUUCCUCUACCAACAGAAUUAAUUGUAAUUGUUGUUGCCACUCUGGUAUCGCAUUACUGUAAUCUAAAUGAACUUUAUGGUACCAGUGUUUCGGGUGUAAUUCCAACUGGAUUUAUACCUCCUAAAGUCCCUGACUUUAGUCUCAUGGGCAAAAUUGCUGUGGACGCUGUGCCCUUAGCUAUUGUCAGUUUUGCGUUCACAAUUUCCUUAUCUGAAAUGUUUGCAAAGAAAUACGCAUAUAGCGUGAAAGCCAACCAGGAGAUGUUUGCCAUAGGAUUCUGCAACAUCCUCCCGUCAUUUUUCCACUGUUUUGCCACAAGUGCAGCUCUUGCAAAAACUCUUGUGAAAACCUCUACUGGGUGCAAGACACAAGUAUCUAGUGUCGUAAGUGCGAUAGUUGUACUACUGGUUCUUCUUUUCUUCGCACCACUGUUUUAUUCACUACAGAAAUGUGUGUUGGCCUGUAUAAUCAUUGUCAGUUUGCGAGGAGCUCUCAGGAAAUUUAAGGAUUUGCCAGCCCAGUGGCACCUCAACAAAAUAGAUGCCAUCAUAUGGAGUGUCACCGUCUGCUCAUCUGCCCUCAUCAGUACAGAAAUAGGGCUUUUGGUUGGGAUAGUCUUUUCAAUGCUAUGCCUCGUUAUACGUACUCAAGUACCGCACACAGCCUCACUUAGCCACAUUCAGAACACGGUCUUUUAUGAAGAUGGAGAGAGAUAUGAAAAUCUCUUCCCUAUUCCCAAGAUUAAAAUAUUCCGCUUUGAGUCACCCCUUUACUAUGCAAACAAGACGUACUUUUUAAAAUCAGUGUACAAAAUCGUUGGCAUGGACCCAUCCUUGGAAAUGAUACGACGUAAGAAAAUGGAGAAGAAGAUGAAAAAGGAAAUGAAAAGGAAGCAAGCGGACACCACAAACGACAGGGAUAAUGGGGAUAGCCGCAUACAACUAGUCCACAAGAGAAAUGAUAUUCAAACCAUUAUUGUUGAUUGCUCGUCCAUUACUUUCUUAGACACUUCUGGCAUCAGUGCCUUAAAAGGAUUAUUGAAAGAUUACCAGGAAGUUCAAAUCAGUGUUAUUUUGGCUUGUUGUAAUACUUCUGUCAUUGAUUCUUUGUGUAGGGGUGAGUACUUUGGGAAGGGAAACAAUGAUAUGCACAAAUUGCUCUUUCAUACUGUACAUGAUGCUGUUCAGUUUGCUAAAGAGCAAGAGUUUUCAACAACAGACACAAAUGUUUAGGUGAAAAAGAUUGACUACAGUUAUAUAUUUACCACUGUAAAAAUAGGACAGAAGCAGGACCAAGCCAGGAGUUAAUGCUGCCAUGACAGAAUUGUGCUUUCGACAUCUAUCUUCCCAACUGUUUUCAUGUACAUCUCUUAAUUUUGUUUGAAAAGUUGCAGACUGGUACCCUAGCCAGCCUGCUAGAUCAUCUGUACGGGCAAGCCAGUCCUGACCAAACAGCACUUCUAAACUCUGAAUAAGUGUGUUGUAAAUGAUAAAAAAAUAACAAUGUAUAGAGAAAAACCUUUACUCUUUAACCCAUUAUGAUUUCUGUAUCUUGUAUGCGUUACAUUGAUACCAGAAAAUAUUUUUUAAAUAAAAUGUAUGCCUAAAUGUU
Pelobates fuscus (common spadefoot toad) is the source of this 2915-nucleotide messenger RNA. RefSeq names its product solute carrier family 26 member 1 (gene SLC26A1). NCBI's taxonomy places the organism in Eukaryota, Metazoa, Chordata, Amphibia, Anura, Pelobatidae. Gene Ontology annotation, molecular function: oxalate transmembrane transporter activity; secondary active sulfate transmembrane transporter activity; chloride transmembrane transporter activity. Gene Ontology annotation, biological process: transmembrane transport. The coding region runs from base 395 to 2536 and encodes 713 amino acids. Gene Ontology annotation, cellular component: plasma membrane. The transcript is spliced from 4 exons. The record is from RefSeq and is a predicted model, not a curated record.